Molecule: messenger RNA, 3809 nt
Organism: Misgurnus anguillicaudatus (oriental weatherfish)
Lineage: Eukaryota; Metazoa; Chordata; Actinopteri; Cypriniformes; Cobitidae
Source: RefSeq, a predicted model, not a curated record
AUGGACCGCCCAAACAUCGCUGGUAACAACAACUGAGGACAGUUGCUUUGCUUAAUCGUUUCGUUCUGUUUAAAUACCUAAAUGGCAGUAAGAGGAAAAUAACUUAAUUAAUCUGCAGACCUAAUGGACUGUGGUUAUGCUUAUCUUUGGUAGCGGGACCGGAAGUGAUGGAAACGGUUUAACGAAAUCCGCAUCAGAAGAGAUCAAAGUCUGUGUGUCUAUGAAGAGUUGAUCAAUGGAUCCACCAAUAGAAACGAAGAGAUGGCCUGACCAAAAGUCGGUCAUAACCGAACCCGUCUGUAAAAAGAUGAAGAUUGAGCAGUCUGUGAAUCAACCACAAUAUUUGUGUCCUGAAUUCAGCUGUGACUCUAAACUUAAUGAAGUCCUGAACACAUUUAAAUCAAAUCUGAGAGAGAAGUUUAAAUGUUUGUAUCCAGGAAUAUCAAAGGAGAGAAACUCAACACUACUGAAUGAGAUCUACACAGAGCUCAACAUCACAGAGAUUAAAAGUGGAGAGGCAGAGGAGACACCAAUCAAAUUUAAUGACAUCUUUAAACCUUUACCUGAACAACACAAACACAUCAGAAGUAUACUGACAAAGGGAGUCCCUGGCAUUGGAAAAACAGUCUCUGUACAGAAGUUCAUUCUGGACUGGGCUGAAGAGAAACAGAAUCAGGACGUCCACCUCAUAUUUCCACUUUCUUUCGGAGAGAUCAAUUUGAUGAAGGACAAAACACUCAGUCUUUUAGAUCUUCUUCAUCUUUUCUUCCCAGAGACAAAAGAAAUGGAAAUCUUCAGUGAUAAAUGUAAAGUGUUGUUCAUCUUUGAUGGUUUGGAUGAGUGUCGUCUGUCUCUGGAUUUUCACAGCAGUGUGAGGUUGUGUGAUGUAAAUGAAUCAACCUCAGUGGACGUGAUGCUGACAAACCUCAUCAAGGGGAAUCUGUGUCCGUCUUCUCUCAUCUGGAUCACCUCCAGACCAGCAGCAGCUGAUCUCAUCCCCUCUGAGUGUGUUGAUCGAGUCACAGAGAUACGAGGCUUCAGUGAUCCACAGAAGGAGGAAUACUUCAGGAAGAGAAUCAGUGAUGAAAGUCUGUCUGAUCAAAUCAUCUCACACCUGAAGUCAUCCAGGAGUCUCUACUUCAUGUGUCACAUCCCAGUGUUCUGCUGGAUUUCAGGCACUGUUCUAGAGAGAAUAUUGAGUGAAGCAAAGAGUCAAGAGAUCCCCAAGACUCUAACACAAAUGUACACACACUUCUUGAUCCUUCAGACAAACAUAAAAAAUCAGAAGGACUAUCAGAAGAAUAAAGACAUGAUCUUCAAACUGUGUAAACUGGCUUUUGAGCAUCUUUUGAAAGGCAAUCUGAUCUUCUGUGAUGAAGACCUGAUAGAGUGUGGCAUUGAUGUAUCAGAAGCAUCAGUGUACUCAGGAUUGCGUACUCAGAUCUUCAGAGAGGAGUUUGGUUUGUGUCAGAGGAAAGUUUACAGCUUUGUUCAUCUGAGCAUUCAGGAACAUCUAGCAGCUCUACAUGUGCACCUCUCUUUUAUGAACAAAAACCUAAAUGUGUUUGAUCAAAUUAAACCGAUUCAAAUACAUACAUUUUCAAUACAUGAUCUGUAUAAGAGAGCUAUAGAUGAGGCUCUACAGAGUAAAAAUGGACAUCUGGAUCUUUUCCUUCGUUUUCUUAUGGGUUUGUCACUGAAGUCAAAUCAGAAUCUCAUACAUGAUCUGAAGAUACAGAUAGGUUACAGCCCUCAUAGCAAUAAGAAAACAAUCCUAUGCAUCAAGAAUGUAAUCAAUAGCAUUCCAUCUCCAGAGAAUUCCAUCAAUCUGUUUCACUGUCUAAAUGAACUGGGUAAUUUUUCACUAAUGACAGAAUUCCGAAAUUAUAUGAUUAAUGCAUUAAGUAAAGUCACACUCUCUUCAUCUCAGUGGUCAGCUUUAGUUUUGGCAAUUCAAGAAUCCGGAUCAUUUCAGUUGACGAGUUGUAAUCUUACAGCUGAAGCUUGUGUUGCUCUGACUUCAGCUCUGAGAUUAAACCCAUCACACAUGACACAUCUGAAUCUGUCUAAUAAUAAUCUUGGAGAUUCAGUAGUGAAGCUGCUCUCUGAUAUACUGAAGAAUCCUUACUGUAAACUGCAGAUACUGAAGUUGAAGACAUGUAACAUCACAGAUGAAGGUUGUGUUGCUCUGUCUUCAGCUCUGAAAUCAAACCCAUCACACCUUAGAGAUCUGAAUCUGACUGAAAAUAAUCUUGGAGAUUCAGGAAUGGAGCAUCUCUCUGCUGUACUUGAGAAUCCUCAAUGUAAACUGGAGAACCUCUGGUUGAAGAAUUGUAAUAUCACAGAUGAAGGUUGGGUUGCACUGUCUUCAGCUCUGACAUCAAACCCAUCACAUCUGAGAGAUCUGAAUUUGUCUGAUAAUGAUCUAGGAGUUUUAGGAGCGAAGCUGAUCUCUGCUGUACUGGAGAAUCCUCAGUGUAAACUGGUGAUGCUAAAGUUGAUUAAUUGCAAUAUUACACCUGAAGCUUGUGCUGCUCUGUCUUCAGCUCUGAGAUCAAACCCAUCACACCUGAGACAUCUGAGUCUGAUUGAGAAUAAUCUUGGAGAUUUAGGAAUGGAGCAUCUCUCUGCUGUACUGGAGCAUUCACUGUGUAAACUGGAGAAACUCUGGUUAAGAAGUUGUAAUGUCACAGAUGAAGGUUGUGUUGCUCUGUCUUCAGCCUUGACAUCAAACCCUUCACACCUGAGAGGACUGAUUCUGGCUAAUAAUAAAUUUGGAGAUUUAGGAGUGAAGCUGUUGUCUGCUGCACUGGAGAAUCCUCAGUGUAAACUGGAGAUACUCAAGUUGUGUGAGUGUAAUAUCACAGUUGAAGGUUGUGCUGCUCUGUCUUCAGCUCUGACAUCAAACCCAUCACACCUGAGAAAUCUGAGUCUGUCUUUUAAUGAUCUUGGAGAUUCAGGAGUGAAACUGAUCUCUGAUGUACUGAAGAAUCCUGACUGUAACCUGGAGCUAUUGUGGUUGACUGACUGUAAUAUCACAGAUGAAGGUUGUUUUUCUCUGACUUCAGCUCUGAGAUCAAACCCAUCACACCUGAGAGAACUGUAUCUGACUGGAAAUAGUCUGGGAGAUUUAGGAGUGAAGUUAAUCUGUGAUGUGGCCAAUGAUCCAAAAAACAAACUGAAGAAACUACGCUAUUCAGUGUUGGAUGAAUCUUCUGCUGAUGUUGUAACAGAGGAAGAGAAACUUGAGUCAACACAAGCAACAGAGACUUGAAGAAAUCUGUGUGUGUGUGACAUAACAGUAAUAAACAUUAAAAUUACAUUAAUUCUGCUACAGUUCUGUGUGUCAUCUGCUAUUCGUGAGCCCAAAUCACUUCCAUAGUAGAAAAAUAAUACAAUGGAAGUGAAUGGGGCUCGCGAAUGGUUUUGUUAUGAACAUUCUUCAAAAUAUUUUCCUUUGUGUUCAUCAGAACAAAGAAAUGUAUGCUUUGUAACAACAUGAGAGUGUGUUCAUGAUGACAGAAUUUUCAUUUUUGGAUGAACAAUCGCUUAAUAAUAUCCAUUUAAUAAUAGAUUUAGUGUAAAAUAUGUGCUUUGUUUUUUGUCAGCAAAAAUAUUCAUGUGUUAAUUUUUUUGAUUUUCAGCCUUAACUUUAAAAGCCUUGAAUUCUGAGACUAAAAAUAAGUUUGAAUUCUGAUGGCUGUUAUGCUUGUCAUGUAUAUAUUGCUGCUUUUAAUGAAAAAAAAAAGGAUAAAAUAUAUACUAUAUUGUAUAGUGUCUGUGUAUUGUUAACAAAGAUUAUACCACGG